This is a messenger RNA of Penicillium roqueforti, 705 nucleotides long. RefSeq names its product OBAP family protein. The transcript is spliced from 3 exons. The record is from RefSeq and is a predicted model, not a curated record. NCBI's taxonomy places the organism in Eukaryota, Fungi, Ascomycota, Eurotiomycetes, Eurotiales, Aspergillaceae. Bases 1 to 705 code for a protein of 234 amino acids.
AUGUCAAACUCGGGAAAGAGCUGCUGCAACGAUGGAACUGAACUUCCAGACGAGCCGCGGACAAUGAAGAGUCGAGUACUCGAGACUGGAGCCUCAAUGAUCCAAGACUUCACGCCCGUAAAGCAAAUCUGCGCACAUCUCAAUGCAUUCCACUUUUACGCCAACGAUCCAACUCGAUGUCUGGAAGCCGAUCACUAUUGCACUCACUUAACAGAGGAUAUCCGCCAAUGCCUAAUCUACGACUCAUCCAAGGCAAACGCCCGCCUCAUCGGCGUGGAAUACAUGAUCUCGCCGCGGAUUUUCGUGACUCUUCCCACCGAAGAGCGUAAGCUCUGGCACACGCACGAGUUCGAGGUCAAAAGCGGCAUGCUGGUCAUGCCAGCACCAGCUGGUGUGCCCGACGCUAUCUGGGAAGCUGCGGAGACGGCAGAGAUGCAAGACGUUGCGCCUGUCUAUGGCAAGACGUAUCAUUUCUGGCAGGUUGAUCGUGGAGAUCCUGUGCCUCUAGGCGAGCCGCAGUUGAUGGGCAGCUUUGUAUCGAAUGAGAGCGUGAAGUUGGCACAUCCUGCAGGGUUGGAUUCGUUGCUGGAGGACCGGGACAAGAGGUAUGGCGUGGAUCAUCAGCAGAAGGCGAAGAAGAGGGAGGGCAUUGAGCCGGUCGAGAAGCAUCCCGAUGCUGAUUCGUGGUACAAAAAGUCACAUUGA